Panicum virgatum (switchgrass) is the source of this 2448-nucleotide messenger RNA. Its product is annotated as calcium-dependent protein kinase 11. Gene Ontology annotation, molecular function: ATP binding; calcium-dependent protein serine/threonine kinase activity; calcium/calmodulin-dependent protein kinase activity. Lineage: Eukaryota; Viridiplantae; Streptophyta; Magnoliopsida; Poales; Poaceae. Gene Ontology annotation, cellular component: nucleus; cytoplasm. Gene Ontology annotation, biological process: protein autophosphorylation; peptidyl-serine phosphorylation; intracellular signal transduction. The transcript has 8 exons. The record is from RefSeq and is a predicted model, not a curated record. Bases 102 to 1853 code for a protein of 583 amino acids.
GAUCCAACCUGAACCACCCAACCGGCAACCGCCUCCUCGCCGCCCGCGUCCAAUGCCGCCGCCGCCGCCGCCGCCGCCGUCCGCGUAGCGUCCCCGCGGAGAUGGGCAAUACCUGCGUCGGCCCCAGCGCCGCCGGCCGCAACGGCUUCCUGGCCAACGUCACCAUCUGGCGGCCCCGCGGCGAGGACCCGCCUCCCCCAGCCCUACCGCCGCCCUCCUCCCCCGCCUCCGACAAGGCGCCCGAGCCUGUCACCAUCCCGGAUUCGGAGCAUUCUUCCCACCACUCAUCCCGAUCCUCCGACCAGCCGCCGCCCGCCGCCGCCCAGCCGCAGGGCCAGCAGCAGGAUUACCCUCCGGCGAAGAAACCCGUGCCCAAGGUCAAGCGCGUCCAGAGCGCGGGCCUCCUCGCUGACUCCGUCCUCAAGCGCGACGUCAACACGGCCCGGCUCAAGGACCUCUACACCAUCGGGAAGAAGCUAGGGCAGGGGCAGUUCGGCACCACCUACCUCUGCGUCGAGAAGGCCACGGGCCGGGAAUUCGCCUGCAAGUCCAUUGCCAAGCGGAAGCUGCUCACGGAGGAGGAUGUCGAGGACGUGCGCCGCGAGAUCCAGAUCAUGCACCACCUCGCGGGCCACGCCAAUGUCGUCUCCAUCGUCGGCGCCUACGAGGACGCCGUCGCCGUGCAGCUCGUCAUGGAGCUCUGCGCCGGUGGGGAACUCUUCGACAGGAUCAUCCAGAGGGGGCAUUACUCCGAGAAGGCCGCGGCGCAGCUGACCAGGGUGAUCGUCGGCGUCGUCGAGGCGUGCCACUCGCUCGGCGUGAUGCAUAGGGAUCUUAAGCCGGAGAAUUUCUUGUUUGUCAACCAGAAGGAGGACUCGCCCCUCAAGACCAUCGAUUUUGGCCUCUCCAUCUUCUUCAAGCCAGGCGAAAUGUUUACGGAUGUUGUUGGAAGCCCAUACUAUGUUGCACCAGAGGUUCUGCUAAAACACUAUGGCCGUGACGUUGACGUAUGGAGUGCAGGUGUCAUAAUAUAUAUCCUUCUAAGUGGGGUCCCUCCAUUCUGGGAUGAAAGUGAACAAGGGAUAUUUGAACAAGUGUUGAAAGGUGACCUGGACUUCUCGUCAGAGCCCUGGCCUAGCAUCUCAGAGAGCGCUAAGGAUUUGGUCAGGAAAAUGCUUAUUCGCGAUCCAAAGAAGAGAUUAACUGCCCAUGAAGCCCUAUGUCACCCUUGGGUUUGUGUUGAUGGAGUUGCUCCUGACAGGCCUCUUGAUUCUGCUGUUCUAAGUCGGUUGAAACAAUUUUCUGCAAUGAACAAACUAAAGAAAAUGGCACUUAGGGUUAUUGCUGAAAGUUUAUCUGAUGAAGAAAUUGCAGGAUUAAAAGAAAUGUUCAAAAUGCUUGACACUGACAACAGUGGUCAUAUCACAUUAGAGGAACUAAAAACUGGCUUGCAGAGAGUUGGCGCUACUUUGAUGGACUCAGAAAUCAAUGCUCUAAUGGAAGCAGCGGACAUCGACAACAGUGGAACAAUUGAUUAUGGAGAGUUUAUUGCUGCAACUUUGCAUAUAAACAAAGUCGAAAAGGAGGAUAAGCUUUUCGCAGCUUUCUCAUACUUCGACAAAGAUGGCAGUGGUUACAUAACUCAAGAUGAGCUCCAAAAGGCAUGUGAGGAGUUUGGUAUAGGGGAUACACGACUUGAGGAUAUUAUUGGGGACAUUGAUCAGGACAAUGAUGGAAGGAUUGACUACAACGAGUUUGUUGCGAUGAUGCAAAAGGGAGAUAAUCCACUUGGGAGAAAGGGACAUCAAAGUAAUGCGAAUUUUGGUCUUGGGGAAGCACUGAAGCUUCGGUAAUGGAGUCGCAGAUGUUUCUCAUCCGAGCAAAGUUAUCAUUCAGUAAUUUGGAAAAAAUGACCUGGCAACAGAAUAUCUCCAAAGGCUUGUCGCAUGCAUGCAGGCAUUUCUGAUCUCCAAGGUUCCAUGGCGCCACAAUCAAAAUUCCAGGGUAGCUGAAGCAACCCAGGAGCGAAAAUUUUUGCCAGAAAGCAUCGACCUCACAUAAUUAACAGCAGGGUCGUGAUGCUCAACAUGGCAUCUUUUGAUUUCCCUCCUUUUCUAGUUCACAUGUAGUGGCAACCAAACUUUCUCCACCAUGUAUCUGCGUUGUAAGCAUGAGAUGAGAGUAGGUGAGGUCCUUUUUUCUGCCCCUUUAUCUUUCCAUUCUGAUGAACUGCAGGAACAGUGCCGACCGUUCCUGCAUCUGCAUUCCAGACUAAUGUUUUACUUUUUGGACAUCCGUGUUCGAUAGCAGUGUAGUUCUUAGUGCCUGUAAGAAUAUAAGAUUGUGUUGUAGCCUGUAGGAGUCUGACAAAUUAAACAAGUUCUACUGUGUUUGAUUCUCCGUUAUUGGAACCUGAUGAAUGAUUAUUGAAGCCGCAUUUCUUUCCUA